Dimorphilus gyrociliatus is the source of this 5363-nucleotide messenger RNA. NCBI's taxonomy places the organism in Eukaryota, Metazoa, Annelida, Polychaeta, Dinophilidae. The record is from the annotation of a GenBank genome assembly.
AUCACUUCCGGUUUUGUAUCCGCCAUUUUGCUUAAAAAUCAUCAUUUUCGAGCGGUUUCUUUUAAAGUUGGUUUUACGGAGCAUAUAAAUAUAACAAUCAAUGUUUUUGAUCCAGCUUUGAAUCAGAAGUUAGGAAAUCCGAACCAUCUGCUAUGGAUGAUGCUAAAGACACAGAAAUAAUUCAAAAUGAUCAAACAAGCGGUGAAAAGCACGCUGAGAAGACUACAAACAAUAAUGACAUAACCGAAGUUGAUGAUUUAAAAGACUAUGCUAACUUACCAAAAGAUCAAGAAAAAGAACCCCAAUCUUCUCCAACCACCAAAUUAGAUGGAGAAAAUCUCAAAACAAGGAGGCGAAAGCCUGCAAUAACAAGAAAAGUAUUAUGCUACGACUCAGAUGACGCCGAUGAUGAAUCAGAUGGUACAAAUAGGGAUGAUCAUGAUAUGGAAUUUGACUCUCGUGGAAGACCUGUUGGCCUGCCUGAUGGAACAUUGUACUUAGAACCGGAAUCUGUUGAUGAUACAAAAAGAAAAAUUGUACCGAUGACAAAGAUCGGCCCCUCAUGUACAGUUUGUGGAUCUGAAAUUCGAAGAACUAGCGGCGGAUAUGCAAGAAGUCAUCCUCAUCUCCGAGUUCUUGUUUGCAAAACUUGUUAUUAUUAUUAUCAAUGUGUUCCUAUCGAAAGAGACGAUAAUGGGACAGAUAAUCAGUGUCUCUGGUGUGGUGAGGGGGGCUCAUUACUUUGUUGUGAUAAUUGUCCUCAUGCAUUCUGUAGUGAAUGUAUACGAAGAAAUCUUGGUAGAUCUCAGCUUCAACGAAUUAAGGAUCCAAAAACUAAAUGGUCGUGCCUUGUUUGCAAUUCUAAUCCUAUAAAACCAUUAGUAAUUGAGUGCCAAAGAGCACUGGGGGAAAUAACACCUGAAAAACCAACAUCAAAGUCGUUAAUAGGCGGUAAUUAUCGAGGCUCUCAACGAAGAUUUCUAAGAGACGUACCAACCUACAACGGUGAUUAUUUUCAAACUUGCCCUGAAGCUGUGUCGGAAGUUCUCUUAAGAACGCUGACUGUAUUAGAUAAAUUACGAAACCACGUGAAGGAUUUAAGAAAAAGAAACAGAGCAGCAACUAGAGAACAAUCUAUGGAGCUGCAAAGUAGGCUACGAACAGAUGUAGCAAGAGACACCGAUCGAAUGUUGGCUAUUUUCAAAAAAGCAGCGAAUCAGUGUACAUUAUUGGCUCGACGAAGAACGUCUGAGUACAGUGAUAGGCCGAGAAUUCGCCGGAUCAAUAUCACAAAUCAAGUUGGCCCUCAAGAAGUCAUUAUCAUAGACAGCUCGGAGGAUGAACGCAAAAAUAUUCAGAUUUCAAAAAAUAAGGGUAAAAAAAGGAGAAAUAGUGCUAAUGACAGUUGCGAUGAUAAACAAAAGUCAUCUACCAGUACAUUUGACACUAGUGAUCUAAUAUCAAGUGAUGAACCAGACAAAGAAUCCUCAAAAGCUAAAUUACGAAAAAUUCGUCAAAAACUGAAAAAGAGACGCUUGAUUAGAGAAAAUAGAAGGCGUCAAAGAGAGAAAAUAGACAUGGAAGAAAGUAACUUAGAAAGCGAUCACAAUUUAAUACUUCCGUCACAAGAUGGUACAAAUGAUCCUCUCGAUACUACUAACAAUGAUGCCUUGGUAAAUAGCACUAUUGAUUCUAGUGAAUUUGUUAACGAAGAAGAGGCUGUUUCGUCCACAAUGAGAAAUCUCCGAGCUGCCAUAGGGAGAGUUCAGGGAAGUGAAAGUGCCAAGCUGAAUCUCAAAAAGCGAACACAAGCUGAAGAAGGCUUGGGAUCUGCCUCAAAUCCUGGGAAUAGUUCACUCGUCGAUAGAAUUAUGAACUCAAGCGACGAUGAUUCCGAGCUGGACACUCAUCAGAUUAGUGACCAAUUUAGUGAAGAUGAAUACCAAAGUCACGCUAUCAAUCCACAUAAGGAUAAAUCUUAUAUAUUUGAUAGCUCCAGUUCAAAUUCAGAUAAUCAAUCGCAUGACUCAGAUUUGGAAGAUCUCGGGUUAAAUAAAUUAAAGAAAGCUUGCAAGAAUAAAGUUCCAUCGGAAAAUAAAAAGAGUUUAACAUCUUCGAAAGAUGAUAAUGACUCGACUUCUUCGAAAGAAAAUAGCGAGUCAACCACCUCAAAGUCUAGCAGACGUCCUUAUGACAAAUUGUUAGAUGCAAGGAUAAAUGAUUCUGAGGAUGAAUGCUUUGAUACUGAUAAUCGGAAGCGUAAAUAUCACAUAAACACAGAUAGUAGUCAAAAUUCAGAUGUAAAUCCUGAUAAAAGUGAUAGAAAAUUAAAAAUUACAAUUAAACGUGAUAAAAAAGGUGAACCUGAUGAGUUGUCUGACAAGAAAACUGCCCAAGCUAAGGAAAAAAAGAAAAAGAGAGAAAAAAAGAACAAAAAAAGAGACGAUUCGAGCGGAGAUGACCCAAAUAAACUUUCAGAUGAAUCGGAGCCAGGAAAUGAUGUCAAAAAGAAAAAAAGAAGAAGGAAAAGAACUAUUAUCACAAUAUCAUCUUCUGAUGAAGACAUGGAUAAAGAGGAAAACUUUACAAAAAAGAAGAGACGAGUUUCUGGCGCUUCGUCAAAUGACAGUGACAUCGAGGAAGUUGACGUAAAGGGAACGCCUGGUAAACGUAAGGAUAUAAAAAAGAUAAUAAAAGAUAAAAAACUGGACAGCGAUACCAAAGCUGCUGGUCGAGAAGAAGAAGAAAGACGGAAUCGUGUCAAGGAACGCCAACGUUUAUAUAAUACUGUUGUGGAGGAUACCGGGCAGAAGUGUCCUAUUACGACAAAAUUAGAAUUGGAUCCACCUCACGUCGAAGUUCAUCCAAAUAUUAUCCGUUUAUUGAAGCCCCAUCAGGUUGAAGCAGUGAAAUUUUUGUGGGAAUGUGUCUGCGAAUCGGUUGAUCGAGUCAGAGACAAUGAUUCUGGUUCUGGUGCUAUUCUUGCUCAUUGCAUGGGUUUAGGAAAAACUUUAUCAAUUAUAGCCUUUGUGCACACUAUAAUGACGGAAAAAUUACUAAAAUUUACUCGUUGUUUAGUAGUUUGUCCGUUGAAUACCGUCCUUAAUUGGAAAGAUGAAUGGGAUACAUGGCAGGGGCAUUUGAAUGAUAAGAAGCUUGAAUUGAAUGUUGUUGAAUUGUCAAGUUUAAAGAAUAGUGCAAAUCGAGUAAUUGAAAUUGAAACAUGGUGGAAAACAGGGGGAAUAUUAAUAAUUGGUUAUGAAAUGUUUAGAAACUUAGCCCAACAUAAAUGGAUUAAAAAAAAGAGUCAGAAAGAUAUGUUAACUAGAUGUUUAAUCGAUCCUGGUCCAGACUUGUUCGUUGCGGACGAAGGUCACGUCUUAAAAAAUGCCUCAUCUGCUCUAUCACAAUGUAUUGCAGGGGUGAGAACCAAGCGGAAGAUAGUUUUAACAGGUACACCUCUACAAAAUAAUCUGUUGGAAUAUCACUGUAUGGUUGAUCUUGUGAAGAAAAGAUUACUGGGUACGAAAAAAGAAUUUUGCAAUCGCUUUGUUAAUCCCAUAACAAAUGGUCAGUGUGCUGAUUCUACCCAGAGAGAUGUAAAACUAAUGAAAAGACGUGCUCACGUCCUCCACGAAACAUUAGCCGGUUGUGUACAAAGACGAGAUUAUAGAGCUCUGACAUCUUUCUUACCACCUAAAUAUGAAUACGUUGUUUAUACUCAAUUGGGAGAGAUUCAAAUUAAACUUUAUGAAGAGUAUUUAAAAAGGAAAGUAGGUUUAGGAGAAAUUCGGAAUAGAGGAGCAUCUUUAUUCUCAGACUAUCAAUUUUUAAUGAGAAUUUGGUCGCAUCCUUGGCAAUUGAAAAUGAAUGAAAUAAGACAAGAAGCUAAGCGCAUGUUUAACGAUGAUUCCAUGGAAGAGUUUAUUGACGAUAAUUCCGUAGGGACCAGUGAGGCUUCGCAGUCAACUGAUAGCAACAAUGAUGAUGACUGCUUAGUUCUGAGUGAUUCUGAUAAUGGAAAACGAAAGACAAGAUCUAUGAAGAAAAAUCCGAAAGCCGAUUCUGAUACUGAUAAAUCUGAUGAAAAUACUUAUGUUAAUAAAUUUUCCACCAAGCGGACAAGACGUAAUCAAUCGGAUGGCCAAAAGGAAGAUAUUGUAGAAGAUGAAGAAGUAAAGGGACCUGUAAGUAAUGAAUGGUGGGCUGAUCAUAUGGAUGAACAGAUGAAAAGCUGUGUGGAAGCUUCUGGAAAACUAAUGAUUCUUGUCCGCCUACUGGUUCUAUGUGAAUCGAUUGGAGAUAAACUCAUAGUAUUUUCUCAAAGUAUACUUACAUUAAAUUUUAUCGAGCACAUACUUAAACUCUGGCAAGAGGCAAGUAUUGAUGAGAAUAAAACUGAGGAAGAGAUUGAGUUAAGCAAAGAAUUUUUGAAAAGAACAACAGAUGGUGUUAAAUCAAAAUGGGUACCAAAUACUGAUUACUUUCGAUUUGACGGCUCAACACCAGCCCAUCUAAGAAAACGAUGGGCUACAAUUUUCAAUAAUCCGGAAAAUAUUAGAGCUCGUUUGUUCUUAAUAUCAACUAAAGCCGGUGGCUUAGGUAUUAAUUUAAUUGGAGCUAAUCGGGUUGUAAUUUUAGAUGCUUCGUGGAAUCCGAGCCAUGAUGUUCAAUCUAUAUUUAGAGUAUAUAGGUUCGGGCAAACUAAACCUUGUUAUGUUUAUCGUUUGUUAGCGUACGGUACUAUGGAACAGAAGAUAUACGAACGUCAAGUGACAAAACUGUCUUUGUCCCACCGUGUUGUUGACGAACAACAAAUCGAUAGGCAUUUCACUGCUGCCGAUUUACAGGAAUUGUACAAUUUCCGGCCAAUACCGGAGGUUGAACCAACGCCUCCUGUUCCAAAAGAUCGUUUACUGGCAGAACUAAUAUCAGAAUUAAAAGUUCAUGUAAUUGAUGUAAAAGAACACGACUCAUUACUUGAAGAAAGACCUGAAGAGAGCCUAACAGAGGAAGAAAGAAAGGCAGCUUGGGACGAAUAUGAGCAAGAGAAAGAAGGUGUUAGAUCAGCCGUGCUGGCCGCUGGUAACACAAUGGGAUUUGGAAUGGGUGCUCCUGGUAUGGGAAUGUCAUUAGCCCAGCAACAACUUUUCUUACAGCAACAGCAAAUGUCCGCUCCAACAACAUUUCAAAUGCAAGAAUUGGCCAGAAAUAUUGUUGCAAAAUCUCCAAAUAUUACUCAAGAGGAGCUUCAAAAGCAGCUCCGGCUUCUUAUACAACAGCAGUACAUUGAACAAUAUCAGCAACAAAUAUUGAGAUGGCAACAAGUUAUGAGUCAACAGGCUGCUCUGGCAAGAAAAUAG